Molecule: messenger RNA, 1464 nt
Organism: Gorilla gorilla gorilla (western lowland gorilla)
Lineage: Eukaryota; Metazoa; Chordata; Mammalia; Primates; Hominidae
Gene: DNAJB13
Product: DnaJ heat shock protein family (Hsp40) member B13
Exons: 9
Coding region: 241-1293 (350 amino acids)
Cellular component (GO): cytosol
Molecular function (GO): protein-folding chaperone binding
Source: RefSeq, a predicted model, not a curated record
UGCGGUGUUGGAGAAAAAAGACACAAACUCAUGAAAGGAUCUGAGAACAAUUCAGGACAGUGUAUGAUGUCACCCACUCUUCGGAGCAUCUCAUUGACCAGAAGGACCCAUCCAGGGAAAGGUCCCCAGGGCACAGCCAGGACCCUUAUGGAUGGAGGGGCAGUUGCAGGACCACAGAUCCAGCUUCCUAUCGCAGUAAGAGGAGGCAUUGCCUAAAAGUCAGAGCCAUGCCACAGUGAGAUGGACUGCCCUGCAGGAUGCUUAGUGUGUAUCAUUUAUUUACUCACACCUGCUCAGUGCCCAGCACUGGGGCUAGAACUGGAUGCAGCAACUCCAGGACCUCCCAGUCUAUUAGACAGAGGAGUCAAUAGACACCUGGAACACAGCACUGCUGAGGACGAGGAUCAAAGGUACCGCAGACUCGCCCUUAAGCACCACCCGUUGAAGUCAAAUGAGCCGUCUUCAGCAGAGAUUUUCAGGCAAAUAGCAGAGGCCUACGACGUGCUGAGUGACCCCAUGAAGAGAGGCAUCUACGACAAGUUUGGAGAAGAGGGCCUGAAGGGUGGGAUUCCUUUGGAGUUUGGAUCCCAGACCCCAUGGACAACCGGUUACGUCUUCCACGGCAAACCUGAAAAGGUGUUCCACGAGUUCUUUGGUGGAAACAACCCCUUCAGUGAGUUUUUUGAUGCAGAAGGAAGUGAGGUAGAUUUGAACUUUGGGGGGCUCCAGGGCCGAGGGGUCAAGAAGCAGGACCCCCAAGUCGAACGGGAUCUCUACCUGUCCCUGGAGGACUUAUUCUUUGGCUGCACCAAAAAAAUUAAGAUCUCCAGAAGGGUGCUGAACGAGGAUGGGUACUCCUCCACCAUCAAGGACAAGAUCCUGACCAUUGACGUGAAGCCCGGUUGGAGGCAGGGCACACGCAUCACCUUUGAGAAGGAAGGGGACCAGGGCCCCAACAUCAUCCCAGCAGACAUCAUUUUCAUCGUAAAGGAGAAGCUACACCCUCGCUUCCGCAGGGAGAAUGACAACCUCUUCUUCGUGAACCCCAUCCCUCUUGGCAAGGCUCUCACCUGCUGCACUGUGGAGGUGAGGACCCUAGAUGACCGUCUGCUCAACAUCCCCAUCAAUGACAUCGUCCACCCCAAAUACUUCAAGAAGGUGCCAGGGGAGGGGAUGCCAUUGCCGGAGGACCCCACUAAGAAAGGGGAUCUCUUCAUCUUCUUCGACAUCCAGUUCCCCACCCGCCUCACCCCCCAGAAGAAGCAGAUGCUGCGCCAGGCAUUGCUGACAUGACUGUGGUGGGCUGGAGCAGGGGUGAGAGGAGGCUAGCCGGGCCUCACCCCACCCCUACUCGCCACAGCCUCAGGGUGUGCAGGGGAGCCUGCUGCACAGAUAUGAUACCAGGGUGGGAUGGCGCAGGGCUUAAACUGACAUAAUAAAGAUCUAUUUCCUGUCCUCCAGCUA